GGAAUCACAUAUCUUCUAAUUGUUCUGCCAGACACACCUGAGGCCAACAUCAAGAAGCAUUUUAAGAAAUGCAUCCAGUUCAUCCACUCCUGUCGGCUGCAAGGGGGGAACUGCCUUGUUCAUUGCCUAGCUGGGAUCUCCCGCAGCACCACCAUCAUCCUGGCCUAUCUCAUGGCGGUGACGCCGCUGGGCUGGCUCGAGGCACUCGAAGCGGUCAAGGCCGUGAGGCCCGUGGCCAAUCCCAACCUGGGUUUUCGUCAGCAGCUGGAGGAGUUCGGACGUAGCCGGUCCGUGCAGAAGAUCCGCCGGAAGCUUCAGCAAUGCCAUCGAGGGACCCCUUUCAAUGACCACGAAGCUGUCCGAGGACUUCUGACAUCCGGCCGAAAACAGGAGCUGCCCAGCCCCGAACAGACGUGGGCAGACCUGGGGCCCAGGGCCAAACAGAUGGAUUCCCUUCUGAUACGGGUGAAGGAGACUUUUUCCUGCUUGCCCAGCUGUCUCAAAUGAAACUUUCCCAAAACUUUUGGGAAAAUGCAAGGAGAUUCCCACGAUGGGCUAGGAGAAGCAGGACCGGGCAA
Molecule: messenger RNA, 578 nt
Organism: Protobothrops mucrosquamatus (brown spotted pit viper)
Lineage: Eukaryota; Metazoa; Chordata; Lepidosauria; Squamata; Viperidae
Gene: DUSP15
Product: dual specificity phosphatase 15
Exons: 4
Biological process (GO): protein dephosphorylation; positive regulation of JNK cascade; transforming growth factor beta receptor signaling pathway
Cellular component (GO): cytosol
Molecular function (GO): protein tyrosine/serine/threonine phosphatase activity
Source: RefSeq, a predicted model, not a curated record